CUUCCGACUUCUUCCCUGACAGGGCGGGUGGUUGUCUUGGUGACUGCUCCCUAACGGUCUGGUGACCCCGAGAUACUUGUAGAGGGUUUGCAGCACUGAAGACGCCUGUGGUUCCUCCAAGUGUCCGAGAUCCUUCCAGAUUUAACUGCUUCUGUAGAAUCUUACACGGACAAAAUCAGAGUCAUUCUCUCCUGGAGUUUGGAAUUCUUGAAGAUUGAUCCAGAAUAAUAAAAUGUCUCGAAAAAUGCCCAAGGAGUCAAAAAAAGUAAAUAUUUCUAGUUCUCUGGAGUCUGAAGAUAUUAGUUUGGAAACAACCAUUCAUACAGAUGACAUUUCCUCAUCAGAAGAGCGAGAGGGUAAAGUCAAAAUCACCAGGCAGUUAAUUGAAAGAAAAGAAAUGCUUCAUAAUAUUCAGCUACUGAAAAUCGAGCUAUCCCAAAAAAAUAUGAUGAUCGACAAUUUGAAAAUGGAUUAUCUUACAAAGAUUGAAGAGUUGGAGGAAAAACUUAAUGAUGCCCUUCACCAGAAGCAGCUGCUAACUUUGAGAUUAGACAAUCAGUUGACUAUUCAACAAAAGGAUGCCAAGAAAUAUCAAGAACUAAUGAAACAAGAAAUGGAAACCAUUUUAUUGAGACAAAAACAACUGGAAGAGACAAAUCAUCAGCUAAGAGAGAAAGCUGGAGAUGUCCGUCGAAACCUGCGUGACUUGGAGCUGACAGAAGAGCAGUAUGUGAAGCUAAAAUCCUUUCCUGAAGACCAGCUUUCUAUCCCUGAAUAUGUGUCUAUUCGGUUCUAUGAGCUAGUCAAUCCAUUAAGAAAAGAAAUCUAUGAACUACAAGUGAAAAAGAAUGAACUGUCUGAAGAACUCAGCACAAACAAAGGCCAACUGAAGCAGCUGACAGAGACAUAUGAGGAAGAUCGAAGAAACAACUCGGAACUUCAAAUCCGAUGUCAGCGUCUGGCCUUGGAAUUGGCAGACACCAAACAGUUAGUUCAGCAAGGCGACUACCGUCAAGAGAACUAUGACAAAGUCAAGAGUGAACGCGAUGCUCUUGAACAGGAAGUACUCGAAGUUCGGAGAAAACAUGAAAUACUUGAAGCCUCUCACAUAGCUCAGGCUAAAGAAAGAAGUGAAUUAUCAAAAGAGGUAACCACCUUGCAACAGACAGUCACCCUCCUGCAAAAGGAUAAAGAGUACCUCAAUCGCCAAAACAUGGAGCUCAGCGUACGCUGUGCGCACGAGGAGGAUCGCCUGGAGAGGCUGCAGGUGCAGCUGGAGGAGAGCAAGAAGGCUAGAGAAGAUAUGUAUGAGAAAUACGUGUCAUCCAGAGACCAUUAUAAAACAGAAUAUGAAAAUAAACUACACGAUGAACUGGAACAAAUCAGAUUGAAAACUAAUCUGGAAAUUGAGCAGCUCCGAAAUGCCUCUAGGGAAAUGUAUGAACGAGAAAACAGAAAUCUUCGAGAAGCCAGGGAUAAUGCUCUCGCUGAAAAGAACCGAGCAGUGACAGCUGAAAAAGAUGCUCUAGAAAAGCAUGAGCAGCUCCUUGACAGGUACAGAGAGCUGCAGCUUAGCGCAGAAAGCAAAGUAUCUGAGUUUCUCCAUCAGAGUAAGUUGAAGGCCUUCGAAAGUGAACGCGUUCAACUCCUGCAAGAGGAAACUGCAAAAAACCUCACACAGUGCCAGAUGGAAUGUGAAAAGUAUCAGAAGAAAUUGGAGGUUUUAACUAAAGAAUUUUAUAGUCUCCAAAGCUCUUCUGAAAAACGCAUUACUGAACUCGAAGCACAGAACUCUGAUCAUCAGGCAAGGUUAGACAUUUACGAGAAAUUGGAAAAAGAGCUUGACGAAAUAAUAAUGCAGACAGCAGAAAUUGAAAAUGAAGAUGAAGCUGAGAGGAUUCUUUAUUCCUAUGGCUACGGUGCUAAUGUUCCCACAACAGCUAAAAGACGACUAAAGCAAAGCGUCCACUUGGCAAGAAGAGUUCUUCAGUUAGAAAAACAAAAUUCAUUAAUUUUAAAAGAUCUGGACCAUCAAAAGGACCAAGUAAGACAGCUUUCCCAAGAGCGUGACAGAGCCAAUUCACUGCUAAAUCAGACUCAGCAACCCUACAGAUACCUCAUAGAGUCUGUGCAGCAAAGGGAUUCCAAGAUUGAUUCACUGAUGAAGUGUACAGCUCAACUUGAGAAAGACAUCAGCAAUCUAAAUAAAGAGAAGUCAGCCCUGCUGCAGACGAAGAAUCAAAUGGCACUGGAUCUGGAACAGCUUCUAAACCACCGAGAGGAAUUUGCGGCCAUGAAACAGAUCAUCAUUAAUAUGUGUAGUAAACAUUCUGAGAACAACUUACUUCUUACUAACGUGGAAUCAAAAGGUAUGACAGAAAAUCAAGCAUCUAAGAUUCUGAACAUGUCAAGAGAACAUGAAGACAAUGUGUUUAUACCCAAGCCAACGCUAUUUACUAAAACAGAGGCACAAGAAUGGUCCAAGAAUCAAAAGAUGAAGGCCUAGUGUUUGGUGCCGGAAAAAGCCAGAACACAACCCUAACCUAGCCAGGCCCCUCCCUCCGCACCGUGCCCCCAGCCAGGCCCCUCCCUCCACACCAUGCCCCCAGCCAGGCCCCUGCUUUGGAGUGGAGUAUUUACUCCAGAAGCACUCUGUUGAGGGAGAAAGGUUCUUUUUAAUCAUGUACUUGACAUUUUCAAAUAUAAGUAACUUAAUGUUUAUUUUAACUAAUGUUAAAUUAAGAAAUUUCAGUAUAAUCAAUAUAUAAAGUACAAAUAGUUGUAUGCUUUAUAUUUUGGUUUUAUGUAUUUUGUUAUAAAAAUAAAUGCCUUCUA
Messenger RNA from Chionomys nivalis (European snow vole), 2835 nucleotides. It is a transcript of the gene Pibf1, whose product is annotated as progesterone immunomodulatory binding factor 1. Bases 233 to 2506 code for a protein of 757 amino acids. Gene Ontology annotation, biological process: cilium assembly. NCBI's taxonomy places the organism in Eukaryota, Metazoa, Chordata, Mammalia, Rodentia, Cricetidae. The record is from RefSeq and is a predicted model, not a curated record. Gene Ontology annotation, cellular component: centriolar satellite. The transcript has 19 exons.